CCCGCGGCUGAGGCCCGGCCCCGGCGAGCGCCGCCCCGCCCCGCGCCGCACGGCGACGGCAGCUGCCGGCGGGCCGGCCGUUUUACAUGGAGAUCCCAGUUCCCAGGCAUGAGGAUGAGGGAUAUGAGGGCUCUGCAGCCUGAGAAAGGGAAUGGAUAUGGUAUGUGGCCUCAGCUUACAGGAAGCAGGCCUACUGUACGCUGCUGGCCUGGUCUUGGUAUGCUGUGCACAUGGAAUCGUGUUCAGUUGAAGAGCAUUCGAGUCUGCUGAUGGGAAUAAGGUACAUUAGAACUGAAUUCUUCUUAAUACAGUAACUGUACAGGAUGAAAGAAAAAUAAGCUUCUGUUUUUCAAAUGCCCAACUUUAACAACAUAGUUUACUGUGAAAAGUGAAAGAAGAAUCUUUGUGGACACCUUAAAGACAGCUGGUAGACAUAACAAAAUGCUUUGUUUGAGGCAAGUUUCCUUGUUUACACUAAGACAUUGCCAAGUUCGAACUCUCAGCAAUGACCUGCUUCUGAGCCAGAUAAAUAGCUGCACCCAUGAAGAUGAAGUGUUCAGUCUCAUUGGAAGGAACAAGGCCAGGCUUUCUGAAAAACACGUGGGAAGUGCGCUGAACAUGCUGUGGCAAUUACAAAAGAAGAGGCCACUUCCAUUAAGGACUAGCAACUACAUAAGGAAUCACUCCCAGUUUCUUACUCUUCACGUUUUGGCAGAAAACAGCGUAGAACAUAUGGAAAAUGAGGUUGUGGUGGACACCCUAUACAGUAUUCUGAGGCUGAAUGUUGAAGAUCAUGAUUCUCUAGCAGAAGUGCUUGUUACAGAAGCAUGGAAAAGAUUAGAAAGACUUAGUCUGCCAGCCCUGUCUAAAUUUGCACUGUGUUUAUACAAGCAGCACGUGCGUUUUAGUCCCCUAAUUGGCAAAAUAGCUCAUAUUGUGGACAGGAAACUGGAUUCUAUACAGGAUAUAAGGAUCUUGUCAGUUUUGAUGAUCAGCAUAUCCGAAGUUAUCUCACAGAGUUUUCGAGAUCGGUUACUAGAGAAGGCCGAACAGCUCUUGGGGGCAGAGGAUGAAGUCUGCUUCAACUAUGCCAAAAGAAUAGCACUGUUUCUUCAAAAUGUUAAACUGGCAUAUCAUCCAUUGCUAGAAAAAUGCAAUAAGAUUUUCCUUAAAAGUGCCUGCCAUCUUGAUAUACACAAUAUUAGUCUUAUUUUUGGACUGUAUGAGCAGCUUGGUUUUGACAAUGCUGAAUUCCGCUUGGUUGCUAAACAGCUGCUGUCUGAAUCUAUAGAUGAGUAUAAUGAUCCUGAAACUUUUACAAAAUUAUUUUUUACUCUUGGGCCUAUGGCAGGACCCAAGGUAAGAGAAAGGUUGCUGGUUACUGCAGUGAGCAUGGCAGAAGGAUUUAGCAGUCAUCAAGUACUGGUAACACUAAAGACGAUGCAGAAAAUGAAAUGUAGAAAUUCUCAUCUACUCAAAAAAAUGGCUUCUAUUCUGCACAAACAUUUGGAUAACUAUCAUGUAUUACAGUUGGUAAAGUUAACACAGUACUUGGUUUUGCUGCGUUGCCACAAUCUGGAGCUGUUUGACAAACUAAAAAAGUUGCUAUUUGGUUUUUUAAAAUCUAGUGUCAUCCCUGGUGAUAUUGCUGCAAUAAUUCGUGUUCUGGCCAUGCUUCCUUCCUCUCAAGUGGAGGAAAUCAUUAUAAACAAAGCAACUGCAGUUCUGCCUCAGUGCAGGCUCCCCCAUUUGAAUUGCAUUGCUACAGCUCUUGUCAAAUGGAAUCAUUAUGACCAGUUGCACUGGCAAAACACUUCAGAGCUAUGUGCUAAGCUUUUACAGAAACUGAAUGACUGUGGAUUUCAGAGGCUUCAGAAAGCCAACAACUUAGAUCUUCUGCUGGAAGAACUUACAUAUGUGAAUGGAGAAUGGUUUGAAGAAGUCCUCUGUGAGGAAACUAUGGCUACAUGUCAGCGCUUGACAGACCAAAUAACAUGGGCAAAUGUGUUACCGUUUUCUUUUUUUCUUAUAAAAACAAACCACCGCUGUGCUUCGUUACUUGACAGAAUAUCCUCCGUGACUGUUCAAAAUAUAGACAAGAUCCAUCCUUUUGAAAUAUAUUUUAUUCUCUACCUUUUCUCUGUUCUGAACUAUGACCCUCCAGCCAAUGAAGAGUUCUUUGAGAACUGCAUCCAACGUCUUAUUUCUAACUUGAGUUGUUUCGAAACUCACCACUUGGUGCUGCUUGGUCAUGUUUUGGCAGUGGCUGGCUAUUUUCCUCCAGUUCUGAUAAAGAUGAUAUUUAAUGUAUCUUUUCUAAGCAAAUUGGAUGCUCAGCUUGAAGUCCUGUCUGAUACCUCAAAGCAGAAGGUCCGCUCGUGCCUCAUGAAAUUGAACAGAGCAGUCUGUCUGGAAUGCCCAGAGUUUCACAUCCCUUGGUUUCAUGAACGCUACUGCCAGCAUGUCUUAUUUAAAGGCAGUAGAAGAAUAAGUUCACUGCGACAGCAUGUUCACAGAAUGCUGGCAGAGAUCUUAGGAGGAAGCCAUUACACAAGAGUAUCUGUUCUCACACCAUACUACUAUGAAAUAGAUUUUGAAUGCAUUCUGGAUAAAAAUAAAAGGCCUCUUUCCUACACGGCUCAGAAUAUACUUCUGGAUGAUUUGGAGGGAAUACACUUGAGACAUGACAUCAAGGACACUGAGAGAAGGGCUCUACCACUAGGCGCUCAGAAAAUUGCCUUGGAAUUUCUUGGUCCAAAAGCUUUUAGCAAGGAUUCACGUCAAAUGAAAGGAGAAUCUGCCAUGAAAAAACGACACCUGGAAAUGUUGGGGUACCGGGUAGUUCAGAUUCCUCACUUUGAAUGGAAUUCUAUGGUUCUGUCAACAAAAGAAGCACAGCUGGAAUAUCUGAAAAAGCACCUAUAUGAAACACAGUAAUGCUGAAGACAUGUAACCAGUUAAACUUCUUGUAACCCUGAAAUACAUACUUUCCAAAAUCUCUUUAUCUGUGAGUCAGCUGGACCAAGGCUUGCCAUAGGGUAUCAAGAGAUACAAUCCUAAAUUUGUUAGGGAUUGAAAAAGGCAGGUCACAAUGGGCCAUAAAAAUGUGAUAAGGAUGCUUAAAAUCUCGGAUUAUCUGGAAGCUGUAGUUUAAGUACAUGGGUCUGUGACAAUGCUCCCAUAAAAUGACAUAAUCUCCUAAAUAAAUAGCAUGGAGACUUGGCCAGAUAUACACCUAUCCAAACAAAAGUUGGAAAUACUGUAGCUGUUGGAGAGAAGGCAGCAGAUACACUGGAAAUUAUCUGUCCUUCAGCAAGUGGCAACAUGAGCAAUAGAGACAAAGCAUAGUAUCUCUGUACUGUGAAACCAAGAAACUGAAAUGCAGGUUCACUAAGAAUAGGACUGUUACUGCAGCCCUUCUGUUGCCAUCUUCCACAACAGAGAGAGUGUGGGUGAUUAUAGGGGGGGGUGGUGGUGAGGAGCCUCCAGCUGCUUGCUUUUCCUACCCUGUAUGUGGCAUAUGCAAAAGAAGUAACAGCUGGAGCUUUCUGGAACACUUCUGCAUACGCAAAAGGUGAAUUAGUCCCAGAGGUCUGUCAGCCACCCUGGCUCUUGAAACACCCUGUACUCCAGUUAAAUGCAACUUGAAAAUAACACAACUAGGGAAAGAUUUAUCUAAUUGAAGGAUUUAUACAAGACAAGGAAGAAAUAAUCCUGAUGUCAGACAUAUAUGCUUACUAGGGACUGAUACUUCAUGAAACUUGCUUGUACAGCAGUAUGCAUUGGACUAGCCUGUUGCUAAUAGAAAUAAAAGAUCUGAUGUGCCUCUUCUAUAAGCGGGACAGUGUACUAAAGAACAAAAUUAGGCUGAAAAUUGAAACCAAGAAUCAAGACAAGUCUUCUGAGAAUGAUAAAUACUACCUUGGUUACUGGUGGUGAAAAAUACCAGUUUUAUUUCUCGUGUCUCAAAACCAUCUCCCAGUUGCAGGGCUUGCUGUGAUGAUGCUGAGCCAGGGCUUGUAUCAGGAUGCUUAAGAUAAAGAGACACAGAAGGAAGAAGUGGAACAGCCAGGAGAAUGUUCAUUAUAGAGUAUACUAUGGUAAACUGGCCCAUUUUCAGAAGCUGUCAUGUUGUGGCUACAGUUUCUAUUACCUCAUGAUGACUGCUUGCUGUGCCUGUCUCUUUCACAUGCACAAUGGCUAUAUGGUUUCUUGCCAUUUGAAUAGAAGCAGUAGGCAUUCCUUGAAAUGCCACAUGCCUUGAAACUUUGCAGAGGUAAGUGACUGCAUCUCUGAAUUGACCAUCACGCACCUAGUUGUCGCUUGUUUUGAUUUUUUUUUUAACCAGCCAGUAAUAGAAAAUAUUUUUAUUCACUGAAUCUGAAUCAAUUCACUGCUGAGAAGCCAGAAAAAACUGACAGAACUAACAGAGGUUGCAGGGUAUUUCCUGCUAAGGCAGUCCUCACAUUUGUUGGAUGACUAUCAAAAAGCUGUAGCAGAUGGUUAUCUUCUUACGGUGAUGGUGCUUUUGGUCAAAUUAACAUAUACUCCAAGAGGUUGUCUGUUGUAGAAGAGGAAGAGUGCUUUGAGGAGAUGACUUUGAAGGCACAGCACAUAGAAAGCUCAUUAUAUUUGGGGUAAAAUGGAGAAGACAAUCAUGCACAUAGAUGAGGAUCUCAGAACUUGGGCUAGAAGUCAGAGUUGUCUCUGCAUGAUCCUGCUUCUAUACAGACGGGCUUCAGGUAGCAACUGUGGAGCAUAAAGAAGGUAGCAGCGGUUGUAGCUGAAGUGAUCAGUGAUGGAUGAUUGUGUGAUUGAGCUGCUCUUAAGGUGUCAGGCAAACACUGUGUGCCAAGCCAGAUAUGUUUAAGUUAUGUAUGGAUAAAGUUAUGAAUAAUCACAACUGGAAGGAUUAAAACGUGCUAUGAGUGGAUUCAGAAAGUGCAUCUAUCUUGAGAAAGCAAAAUGUGAAAUAAAAGUGUUUCAAUAAAAUGUGCUGCUUUUGUUA
This is a messenger RNA of Dromaius novaehollandiae (emu), 5008 nucleotides long. RefSeq names its product FAST kinase domains 1 (gene FASTKD1). The transcript has 17 exons. Gene Ontology annotation, biological process: regulation of mitochondrial mRNA stability; mitochondrial RNA processing. Gene Ontology annotation, cellular component: mitochondrial matrix; ribonucleoprotein granule. The record is from RefSeq and is a predicted model, not a curated record. NCBI's taxonomy places the organism in Eukaryota, Metazoa, Chordata, Aves, Casuariiformes, Dromaiidae. Gene Ontology annotation, molecular function: RNA binding. Bases 442 to 2937 code for a protein of 831 amino acids.